UUUUUUUUUUUAAGCUUUUGGCUUUUCCUUCUCUGUACUAUAUACCCCAUUCAUUCUCUCUGGAAGUCUUUGCUAUCAUAGUUAAGCUAAUUUCAAGGUAUCAAUUUCUACACUCUUUAAACAAUUAUUUUUUUUUGGUGGGGUUUCUUUCAAUGGCACUUUCUUCAAUUUUGAAAUUAUUUUCCUUGUCAAUUUUCCACAAAUCCCCAAAGUUCUCAACUUUGAAUUCACCCUCUGCCACUGCCUCCUCUGCUGAGCAAUUCUACACUCACCUGCAGAGAAAUGGAACCAGCAACGUAGAAAAAACUCUGUCCACAGUUAAUGUCCCAUUGGACUCCAAAUGUGUCACUGAUGUCUUACAUAGAUGUCAACCAAACCAAUCUCAAAUGGGUCUUAGGUUUUUCAUCUGGGCUGGCCUUCAAUCCAAUUAUAGGCACAGUUCAUUCAUGUACAGCAAAGCUUGUGAAUUGCUUCAUAUUAAUCGAAACCCGGGUGUUGUUGUUGAUGUUGUUGAGGGUUAUAGGGUUGAUGGGGUUGUAGUUAGUCCUAAGGUGUUUAAGGUGGUUUUGAAUUUGUGUAGGGGAGGCAGGCUUGCUAAUGAGGCUUUGUGGGUAUUGAGGAAAAUGAAGGAAUUUGGUUUGCAGGCGGAUACUACGGCAUAUAAUGUGGUUAUAAGGUUGUUUUGUGAAAAGGGUGAUAUGGAUAUGGCUGAAGAGUUGAUGAAUGAGAUGGGUUUGAGUGAUCUUUAUCCUGAUAUGAUCACACAUGUAGCGAUGAUUAAAGGGUUUUGUAAUGUGGGUAGGUUAGAGGAUGCUUGUGGAUUGGUUAAGUUUAUGAGGGGGCAUGGGUGUGUUCCAAAUGCUGUGGUGUAUUCUACUCUUCUUGAUGGGGUUUGUAGGUUUGGGAGUAUGGAGAGGGCAUUGGAGUUGUUGGGUGAGAUGGAUAAAGAAGGUGGGGAUUGUAGUCCUAAUGUUGUUACAUAUACAUCUGUGAUCCAGAGUUUUUGUGAGAAAGGUCAGACAAUGGAGGCAUUGGAAAUUUUGGAUAGAAUGGAAGCUUUUGGGUGUGCUCCUAAUCGUGUUACAGUUAGUUGUUUGAUAAACCAUCUCUGUAUGGAGGGGUGUGUCGAAAAGGCUUAUAAAGUCAUUGAUAAAGUUGUUGCAGGAGGCAGUGUUUCAUAUGGUGAUUGCUAUAGCUCUCUAAUUGUGUCUUUGGUAAAAUAUCAAAAGCUUGAGGAGGCAGAGAAGCUCUUUAGGAAGAUGCUUGCUGGUGGGGUGAAACCUGAUAGUUUGGCUUGUAGCAUUUUGAUAAGAAAGCUUUGCUUGGAGGGAAGAGUGCUAGAUGGAUUUUGCUUAUCUGAUGAAAUUGAGAAGUUUGAGUUCAUUACUUCCAUUGAUUCUGAUCUUUAUUCUAUUCUUUUAGUUGGGCUUUGUCAACAAAGACAUUCAAUGGAGGCUGCAAAGCUUGCGAGGUUAAUGCUCAAGAAAGGAAUUAGAUUGAAAGCUUCUUAUUUUGACAGUAUAGUUGGACACCUGAAGAAAUUUGAAGAUGAGGAGCUAGUUAAGCACUUGAGUAAGAUUGGGAAAUAAAAUUCAGUCUGUCCUGGAGGAUCUUAUUAGUUGAUUUGAGCACUUUUGAGAUUACAGAGUUCUAAGUCUGUAAUCGUGAAGAAACAAGUUUGGAAUUUCAAGCAAAUGAAAGGCUUUGUCUUGUUUCGUCUGGUUGUGGAAUACGGAAUUCGGACGUGAGUGGAAGCAGUCAUCAACCAAUGGUUAACUGAGCUAAGGAUCACUUAGCUUCCAGAAGUUAUCUUAAAUUACCAAAUCCGCUAGGUUUGAUUGGCUUGUGGCAAAACCUUGUCUGAUGAGGUUGAUUGAGCUGACUGACAAUGGGAUGAGUAUUCACUUUUCUUGUUCCAAUUGAAAUCUUUGGAUAUUUCGGCUAACAAAAGUGCAGGCCCAGCUCUGGCAGACUUGCUUAAGGAAACGGCCAUCAUCGAGCUGGAUUGCUAAUACAUUCAAAUCACUAAUAUAUCACUUUUCCCUGCAUGGCUGCCUGACUGGUGACACAUUGGUGAUUUGAACAGCUGGAGGAAAAACAAAAAUCAAUAUAACACUAAUAGUGUAGAGCAUUUCCAUGAAGCUCCAAAGGGAAUAUUGUUUUGACUAUUUCUUGAGUAACAUUGUGAAUGUGGAGGAAACGAUCAGAUUAUGUAACAGUAAAUUGAUGAUCGAUUGCGUAGAGUGUCAAGAUGGAUAAUUUACUAUGGCUUGUCUAAAGCUUUGAAGCAAUUUGCAGGAGACAAUUCAAACCAUUGGCUAUGAAAUUUGGGUCAUAGUCAAGGGCUAGCACAUGGUUCAGUUGUGCAAAACAUGAUUUUAGCAUGAUAAAAGAUGAAAAGCUUUACAUGGAGGACAGGAACCAAGUGUACCCUAUGUUUUUUAAGCCAUCAACGGUAGACUAAUUUACUUUGAUAACCAUGGAAGAAAAAGAACAUAGAAAUGGUCAAUGCAAGAGAGGAUGGAUGUCUAGUGCCUGUAUGUGCUCCAAUUAGCCUAUGGAACAUGAAAGCUGGAUGACUAGUGCCUGUCAAGACCAUCACCAUACAACCUAAUGACAAUGUUGAGGAUAUAGCAAAACAUUUAAAUUCAACUCUGGCAUCCCAUAAAGAGACAGAGGACAUACCAAGAAGGGAGCACAGACGAGAGAGUU
Messenger RNA from Quercus lobata, 2712 nucleotides. Its product is annotated as Tetratricopeptide repeat (TPR)-like superfamily protein. The transcript has 7 exons. The record is from RefSeq and is a predicted model, not a curated record. Bases 153 to 1589 code for a protein of 478 amino acids. Gene Ontology annotation, molecular function: protein binding. NCBI's taxonomy places the organism in Eukaryota, Viridiplantae, Streptophyta, Magnoliopsida, Fagales, Fagaceae.